Paramacrobiotus metropolitanus is the source of this 3492-nucleotide messenger RNA. RefSeq names its product atrial natriuretic peptide receptor 1-like. Gene Ontology annotation, molecular function: guanylate cyclase activity; peptide receptor activity; ATP binding. Bases 37 to 3363 code for a protein of 1108 amino acids. The transcript is spliced from 21 exons. Gene Ontology annotation, biological process: intracellular signal transduction; cGMP biosynthetic process; protein phosphorylation. Lineage: Eukaryota; Metazoa; Tardigrada; Eutardigrada; Parachela; Macrobiotidae. The record is from RefSeq and is a predicted model, not a curated record.
GCCGGUUAUUUGUCGGAUUACUUCCCCGCCGGCACCAUGCUGCUGCUGGCCUUGAUCAGCUUCCUGUGGGAAGUGGACGGUGUACAUCUGCGCAAGGUCAACGUGACCAUUCUGAUGUUGCAGCCGUAUUCGUCCCUGGCGUAUACGUAUGACUAUUACGGGCCGGUGACGGAUAUGGCCAUUGAGGAGAUGAAUCGGCGGUAUCCGCGGUUUAAUUUCUAUAAGAGAAUGUAUGUGCCGAAGAGCAAUAAGACCUGCUCCGAUCUGGAGGCCAUGGAGUCGGUGAUGCUGUAUGAGUAUUUAUUGGCGGAGUACCGGAAUCGCACGGCCGCCGGGGAACAGCUGGGUGUUACGGUACUGUCCGGAACCGCGUGCAGUGUGGCGCUGCGGUGGAUGGGGGAUCUGGCACGAGAACUUAACCUGCCGCACAUUGCCAGCGGAGGAUCAGCAGCGUACAUGGCCAACCCGAAGCGUUUCACGACGACCAUCAAGAUCCAGGUGUACCGGCAGCAGGACGUGGGCGACACCCUGGUGGCCUUCCUGCGCCGCUACAACUGGACCAACGUGGCCAUCAUCUGCGACGACAAUCCGGGUCUGGGCGACUUCAUCCUGCUGUCCUGCAACGGCUUCAUCGGGCAGGUCAAAGCGCAGUCGGACAUGCAGUACUACGAUCUGCACUACGACAGCUCGCGCACGCCGCUUCCCGAUUACGACCGCUUCUUGAAGCUGGCCGCCGAACGGAGCCGCAUCAUUUGUCUCACCGCCCUCGGGACACGCGUGCGUGAUAUCAUGGUAGCUGCGCAUCGCUUGGGGAUGACAAACGGAUAUUUUGUAUUUAUAACAUCCUAUCCCUUUGAGCACUCCCUGUACGGCUGGUUCAAGUGGCUGUACAACGACGGCAAGGACGAUGAAGCCAAAGAAGCCUUCAAGUCCCUGUACUUCAUCUACGUCAAACAGCUACGCGGCCCGGAAUUUGCCGGCUUUGAAACGGAGGUCAAGUAUCGCGCGUUCCGGGACUAUGGAAUGUUCUACGAGCCGCUGGAACACGUUAACGGCUUCACUGCCUUCCAGCACACCAUCGUGCGCUAUGCUGCCAAGCUAAUCAACGACACGGACGUCGACUGGAGUACGAUCACGUUAAAUGACGGAAAGGGUCUGCAGAUUGUCAACGGCUCUGUAGAAGAGCAGGAGGUGGAGUCCAUCACCGGUCCGGGACUGAUGAUCAAGAACAAGGAUCGCGCCUACUUCAGCUACACGAUCGUCACCAUGGACCACGUUACGUACGAAUUCAAGGAAAUUUUCUCGUACGAGACCAAAACUAGGAUACUGCUUCCGGACCCUAACAACACCGUCACCUGGGCAUACCGCGGCGACUCACCGCCGCCUAAUAUGCCCAGCUGCGGCUACAAAAUCCUCGACAAUCAAUGCGAAAUCUCGCACGCCUUCAUCAUCGGCAUCAGCCUGGGCAUCGGAAUCCCGGUGAUCGUCUUCGCCAUCACCAUCGGCAUCCUGGCGCGGCGCACCAGCAAACUGCAGGUGGUCGAUGAUCCCUUCUGGUACAUUCCCGUUGCCGAUAUCGUCAUGGAGGAUCCCGAAUCGAUCAAGUCCGAUAAUAAAUUCAAAGAGGUGAAAUCGAAAACGUCGAAACCGGUAGUGCGACGCCACGAAGACUACGCCAUGUAUAAAGACAAGAAAGUCUGGUUUAGGAAGCUGCCGCUGAUGUAUAAGUAUAACCCAACAAGCGCCGAUGAAAAACUCAUCAAAAGAAUGAAAGCGGCCGGUAUUACGACCAAUACGCUGUUACGUUUUUACGGAUUUUGCCCAAUGGAAAUGGAGAUGGGCGUGGUGUAUGAACUGAGCCCGCGCGGAAACUUGGUGCAGGUCAUGCAGGCCGGGACGGUCCGCUUCGAUAUGCUGCUGAAGAAGUCCGUCAUCAUGGAUCUCACCAGUGCCUUAUUGUACAUUCAUUCAUCCCCGCUGGAACACCACGGCGCCCUAUCGCGCUACACCUGCCUGUUCGAUCACCGUCUUGCCUUGAAACUGGCCGACUACCGGCUGGAUAUUCUUCCGCGUGUACAGCCCCGCUUCACCUUGCCCGCACCCGAGCAUAAAGCCUUCCUGACCUUUGCGCCCGAGCAGCUGCGGGCCGAUAAUAUUUACCUGGGCUCCAGAGCCGGCGACUGCUACUCGUACGGAUUCGUUCUCACCGAGAUCCUGUGCGAGAUCGAACCCUUCCAAACGGAAAUCGAAACCGCCAACUAUUCGGUGGCCGAGAUAAUCGAUAUGCUGCAGCAGGGCAGCACGAAACCUUUCCGGCCGGUCGUGCCCUUAGGCAGCGUAGCCAACCAGUUCGCUCCCUUAGUGAAACAGUGCUGGGAAGAGGAGCCCAUCGACCGGCCCAGCAUCCAGUAUAUCAAUAACUUCAUCCGCGGCAUCCCCGGCUUCCAGCGCCAAUACAAUCUCGUGGAUGAAUUGAUCCGCCGGUUAACGGCUCACGCGGAACUCCUAGAGAGCCGCAUCUCUGCCGCCACGCAGGGUUUGCUGGCCGAGAAAAGGCGCGAAGAGGAGCUGCUGCUGCAAAUGCUACCCAAGCACGUGGUGAUCGCGUUAACCCGUGGCGAGAAGAUCGAUCCAGAGGGAUUUAAUUGCGUGACCAUUGGGUUCACGGCGCUGGAGAACUUUGGGGUCAUCGCGCUGACCAGUACGCCGUUCCAGCUGGUCACGCUGCUCAAUGACCUCUACUCCAUCUUCGACGACACGCUGCCGCGGUUCAACGUCUACAAAGUGGAGACCAUCUCCGAUUCCUACAUGAUUGCCAGCGGCUUGCCAAUUCGCAACGGGAACGCCCACUCUCAAGAGAUCGCCAGCGUGGCCAUCGAGCUGAUGCGGGAGUCGAGUACGGUGAAAAGCAGCUCGGCCCCCGACGGACUCCUGCAGAUGAAGAUCGGCUUCCACACUGGGCCGUGUGUCGCGGGGGUCGUCGGACUGCGCAUGCCGCGCUACUGCUUAUUCGGUGAUACAAUUAACAUGGCUUCCAGAAUGACUUCUUCCGGUCAAGCGUUCAAGAUACAAGUCAGCUCCGAAGCCCGCGAACAUCUAUCGCGCCAUUCGGGGAAAGGGUUCCGCUUCCAUUUUCGCGGUGUCGUCGAGAUUAAGGGCAAAGGUCCGCAGCCGUGUUAUUGGCUGCUAACCGACAACGGCAGCACCAUGCUGCCACCGACGGCGCAUCUGGGCGACAAUCCCAGUUCCAAUGGUUCCGAGACCGGUCUUUCAUCGCGGCGGGGCAGUCACAUGCAGCGGACCCCGUCCAGCAUGUCCAUGCAGCGCCAGCUCUCUUCCAAUAUGCUGGAUAAUGUCCUUUGAUGUAUAAAUCAUGCUGUGCCGAUCGCCGACUGUGCGUUCUCAGCCAUACUUCAACUGUGACCUCUUAAACCUUCUUGAAAUCUUGCAGUAAUACUUAUCUUGACAUAGCUAUGAUUAUUAUUUGUAUUU